AUGUGGAAGCUUGGCAAAGGGGCCACCAAAGACAUGGGCAAGAUGCUUGGUGGGGAGGAGGAGAAGGAUCCCGAUGCUGCAAAAAAAGAGGAAGAAAGGCAAGAGGCGCUGAGGCAACAGGAGGAGGAGAGGAAGGCCAAAUAUGCAAAAAUGGAGGCAGAGAGAGAAAACCUUCGACAGGGCAUUAGAGAUAAGUAUGGCAUCAAGAAGAAGGAGGAGAAGGAAGCCGAGGCAGCGGCUGCUAUGGAGCAGGCCUCCGAGGGCAGCCUCACCCGUCCCAAGAAGGCGGUUCCCACCGGCUGCGGCGACGAGGAGGAAGAGGAGAGCAUCGUGGAUACGGUCAUGAAAUUCAUCCCGACCCCGCUCAUGGAUAUGUUCAAUAAAAAGUAACAGUGUUGGGUGAAAUGUGGUUAACUUUGUUAAUCUACUUUCAUAACGUUCGUAACGUUCAUCGAAACCAAGACUACUGCCGUAUACCACCCUGCCCCCGCCUAAACCUGCAGUCACACUUUUCUCCACCCUCCAGCCCCUUUCACCCAACUUCUAAGUUUCCUGGGAUGGAGCAACUUGGCAUGACUUUGUCCUUGAUUUAAAAUAGCUGAUCUCUGAUGGUGAUAUAUACUUUUUUAUCUCUCAUAUAGAGCAUCUUUCUUGAUAAUCCUAUUCUAAGAGUAUGUAACACCGACACAGAUCUAAUGUCUUUACUUCAAGGCAAAUCUUAUGCCACGUUUUUUUAAAUAUCAGGCACUUAGAAUAAAAUCAGAUAUCACCAAUCAUUCACCCUUUUUGUUUGUAAAUAGCCUCCGAUUAUGAAAAAAGAGAGAAUUAUAUAUGAGUGAAAUAUGACAUAUAACAAGAUGACUAAGAGUAUAAGCCAUAUUUUUAACUUUUAGGAACUUAUCCAAAUCAUAUCAAAAUUUGAUUGAAUUUUCCUGUUCUGUUCUUGCUAAUAUUUGAUACAUAGAGUGUAUAUAAAUACUUGCAUUUUUAUUAGUUUUUCCGUUGUGAGGAUUCACCCUGUAAACUGUCCCACUUUAUGUUCUCUUUGGUUUAUUGUGAAGGUGUAAUAUGAGCACUGGUAGAGUCAAAACAUCACCUGUAAAACCAGAACGUGAUGGAAUUCAUUUAAAAUGAGACAUUUUUGUUUUGUUCACUUUUGUUUUCAAGCAUGCAGUUAACUUUUGUGAAGUGAAGUACACAUUUGGAUACCAUAGCAUUUGUUAUGAUAAAGAGAAAUACAUUAAUAUAUGAGGCAAUAACUGGUUUUCCAUUUUUAUUUAUUUGACAUCUCGUCCACCAGUAGGAGAUCAUUGACUUUGUGUCUGAAAUGUUCUUCCAUGGGGAAAACUAUGAAUGUUCUCCA
Messenger RNA from Perca flavescens (yellow perch), 1363 nucleotides. It is a transcript of the gene cplx1, whose product is annotated as complexin 1. The record is from RefSeq and is a predicted model, not a curated record. The coding region runs from base 1 to 390 and encodes 129 amino acids. Gene Ontology annotation, molecular function: syntaxin binding. The transcript is spliced from 3 exons. Lineage: Eukaryota; Metazoa; Chordata; Actinopteri; Perciformes; Percidae. Gene Ontology annotation, biological process: synaptic vesicle exocytosis; neurotransmitter transport; regulation of neurotransmitter secretion. Gene Ontology annotation, cellular component: SNARE complex; terminal bouton.